Molecule: messenger RNA, 1746 nt
Organism: Trichoderma asperellum CBS 433.97
Lineage: Eukaryota; Fungi; Ascomycota; Sordariomycetes; Hypocreales; Hypocreaceae
Biological process (GO): zinc ion import into Golgi lumen; intracellular zinc ion homeostasis
Cellular component (GO): Golgi apparatus; membrane; cytoplasmic vesicle
Molecular function (GO): zinc ion transmembrane transporter activity
Source: RefSeq, a predicted model, not a curated record
AUGGACACAUCGUAUUCGCUACCGUCGUCGGCUCUGCCGCACGCACAUCGGGCUCACACUCGCUCCCAGCCGCCGUCGCUAAACAACACUUGGCGGAUGACUGUAUCGAGCGACAGUCUGCCCUCGCAGCUUGAAGACGACGAAGAUGGAUGCGGGGAUCAUGACCACGACCAUGAUCAUGGCCACUCUCACUCCCACCUACGCUCAAAGGGGUAUUCACACUCGCCGCCGCCGCUGUCUCCCUCAUUCUUGCAUGCGCAUUCCUACAGCUAUCCACACCAUGGCCGUAGUGGCUCUCAAGCCUCCAACGCAAGCGCUACUAUGCUACAAGAGAAGCCGUUGGUAGGAGGCAUCGAAAGUCGGUCUCAAGGGAGGAGAAACCGUUAUACACCAGAAGGCAUAGAUGAAACCACCCACAAUCAUGCCCACAACCACACUCAUAGCCACGACCAUAGCCACGACCACGACCACGACCACGACCACGACCACGAACAUAAUCAUAACCACGACAAGCAUUUCCCCUCUCAUCUUCACUCUCACUCUCACGACCACAGCCACGAUCAUGAUCACGAUCACGAUCAUCACCAUGACCACGACCAUAGCCACGGCGUCGGUACCAGCACUGGCCAUAGCCACGGUUCUGAGCGGUCUCUCUUCACGAGGGCUAUCCUUCCAUACACUGUCGGAUGGCCCAUUCUUUAUUCUAUACUUGCCGAGAAGGACUCGAGGCGUAUUUUCUACUUUAUGACUCUGAACUUUGGCUUCAUGAUUAUCCAAGCUUUCUAUGGCUACGUUACCGAUUCGCUAGGCCUCCUUAGUGACAGCAUUCAUAUGUUUUUCGACUGCGUUGCUUUACUGGUGGGAUUACUGGCAGCUGUCAUGAGCAAAUGGCCAAAGAGCCAGCGAUUUCCCUAUGGCUUUGGAAAAGUCGAAACACUGAGUGGUUUCGCCAAUGGCAUCCUCUUAAUGCUACUUAGCGUUGAAAUUGCAUUUGAGGCAUUUGAGCGGCUAUGGGAGGGGACGCAAACAAAGCGGCUCGGUGAGCUCUUCGUCGUUAGUAGUCUGGGCUUGGCUGUGAAUUUGGUCGGCAUGAUGGCGUUUGGACAUCACCACCACGGCCAUGAUCACGGUCACUCCCACGGUCAUUCUCAUGGCCACUCCCAUGGUGAGAAGCAUGACCACGGCUGUGGUUCGCACUCGGGUCACAGUCAUGGACAUGACCAUGGCCAUGACCAUGAAAAUGAAAACAUGCGAGGCAUUUACCUGCAUGUUCUGGCAGAUACGUUGGGUAGCGUCUCAGUCAUUGUAUCUACAGUUUUGACAAGCUUCUGGGGCUGGUCUGGAUGGGACCCGCUGGCUUCUUGCUUUAUUGCGACGCUCAUCUUUCUGUCUGCGCAGCCACUUGUAUUCUCAUCGGCAAAGCGGCUGCUCUUGACUGUGCCCGAGGGAGUUGAGUAUAACCUGCGGAACAUCCUUGCCGGUAUUGGACAACAACGAGGCGUUGUAAGCUACGCCACGCCGAAAUUUUGGAUGGACGAUCAUGGAGGUGAGAAGCUGUUGGGUAUUGUUCAUGUCACGGUCGCUCGUGGCGCCGCUCUAGAGGACACUAAAGAUCGUGUUCGAGAGUAUCUGCUUAAAGAGGGCAUUGAUGCCGUUAUACAGGUGGAAAGAGAUGGAGACAAUGGGUGCUGGUGCACUCGAGGGCGAGCUUUGGUCAACCCGCCGCAGAUGUCGAAGCAAUUCUAG